CCUGGUUUGUACGCUAAAAAAUUCUUGAAACCACACACUCUCCCAAAACCCCAAAGGCCCUUUUCUAUCCGUCACUUGCUUCCUCCAUUUCCACUUUCAUUUCAAUCAUUAUAAACACAGCAAAUGACCAUUCGAAUUAAUUAACAAAUGCUUUUAAUUCUCUGGUCUUUUCUUUAUCUUUGCUUCUCUUUUCCCUAGUAAAAAAGAGAAAAAGUUUGCCACUGUUUCCUUUCACUGCUACUUAUUCUCUUUCUUUCUCUCUCACUCUCUCUGUAAUAAGCUACAGAAAACGAUUCUUUACGGACCACAUCUCUAAACUCUCUUGCUUUGUUUCUUUCUUCUGUGCAUCAACAUCAUCAUCAUCAUCGUAUUCCUGGUUUGUUUGUCUUAAAAGCAAUCAUGGAGGAACUGUACGGUUUCCAUUCCUCGGCUACCACAGCUGUUUACUCCAUGGAUACUCAACCGGCCGCCGACAACAUGUUAAGUCCUCCUGGAAACUGCCCGGCUGGUUUUCCGUCUCAUGCGGCUGCUGCUGCUGCUUUUGCGGAGCACAUGUUUGGGUCAGGCCAGCUGUUGUCUGGUUCGUCUGGGAUAUCGGAUGCUGAUUCAAUGGGUGCUGAGAUUCAAAGAGGUGGCUGUGAAGAAGAGGUUUCUAGUGCAAUUAGGGCUAAGAUUGCCUCUCACCCUCUUUACCCUAAACUUCUCCAAGCCUAUAUUGAUUGCCAGAAGGUGGGAGCACCGCCGGAGAUAGCGAAAAUGUUAGAUGAAAUCAGUGGAGAAAGCGACGUUUGCAAGAGAACCGCCUUGGUUCCUACUUGCUUGGGUGCCGAUCCCGAGCUUGAUCACUUCAUGGAAACUUACUGCGAGUUGUUGCUCAAGUACAAAUCAGAUCUGUCAAAGCCAUUUGAUGAUGCUACCACGUUUCUCAACAAUAUUAAAACGCAGCUUUCUCAUCUCUGCAAUGAUGAAGCUGCUGGAUCAUCCGAAGAUGACUUCAGUGGAGGGGAGAUGGAAGCAGUGGAGGAUUACCAGAUUAACGAAGACCGUGAAUUGAAAGAGAAACUGUUACGGAAGUAUAGUGGUUAUAUUAGUACACUUAAGCAUGAAUUUUCGAAAAAGAAGAAGAAAGGAAAACUACCAAAAGAAGCAAGGCAAAUUUUGCUUGACUGGUGGAAUGUUCACUACAAAUGGCCAUAUCCCACGGAGGCAGACAAGGUUGGCCUUGCUGAGGCAACAGGACUAGACCAGAAACAGAUAAACAACUGGUUUAUAAAUCAAAGGAAACGCCACUGGAAACCAUCAGAGAACAUGCAAAUUGCUGUGAUGGAUAGUUUAUAUGGACCAUUUUUUAAUGAAUGACUUAAGGUGGGGUUGCCUCUUGUCUUGCUUUGUACAUUCUUGAACCUCAAACCUUGCUGAUGUCGAAUGAAAUGCUUA
This is a messenger RNA of Theobroma umbraticum, 1437 nucleotides long. Its product is annotated as homeobox protein knotted-1-like 6. Gene Ontology annotation, cellular component: nucleus. Lineage: Eukaryota; Viridiplantae; Streptophyta; Magnoliopsida; Malvales; Malvaceae. Gene Ontology annotation, molecular function: DNA binding; DNA-binding transcription factor activity, RNA polymerase II-specific. Gene Ontology annotation, biological process: regulation of DNA-templated transcription. The record is from RefSeq and is a predicted model, not a curated record.